Achroia grisella is the source of this 513-nucleotide messenger RNA. RefSeq lists its product as uncharacterized. Bases 1 to 513 code for a protein of 170 amino acids. The transcript has 4 exons. The record is from RefSeq and is a predicted model, not a curated record. Gene Ontology annotation, cellular component: membrane. NCBI's taxonomy places the organism in Eukaryota, Metazoa, Arthropoda, Insecta, Lepidoptera, Pyralidae.
AUGGAAAAGGACCCGUCUGAGCGCAGUUGCCGCAUUCGGGGGCGCGGGGGGAGCGGCCGCUGCGGCCGGCAUGUACGGGACGCGGCAGUCAUGACUCGCGCACCGGUUACUCCCGCCGCCCUCCUCGCCACAACUAUUGCGCUACUCGCCGCGCUCGUCGCGUGUGUGGAGGAGGAAUGCCUAGACUGGGAGGGCAAGUCGGUCCCUCACGGCCUGCUGUACGUGCCCGGCCCAGGAGUCUGCUCCCUCUGUGUCUGCUACCACUCUGAGCCGAUGUGGUGCAAAGCCAUAUACUGUGAUCCGCCUUAUUUUUGUAAAAACUUUCGAGUCGGCGAGCGAUGUUGCGAAUUCGAGUGCCUAGACCCACCCGGCGAAGACACCAGGUACCGGGAACGGCAGCGUCUUCGGGCUUUAAUCUUAGCUGGAAACUCGUCGGCGGCGCACAUCGCCCCCUCACUUGAACUUAAAGCCGGAAUCUCUCUUCUGGCCGUCGCCGUCGUCAGAUUCGUAUGA